AGACCGUUCAACCUUCGCGCCGAAACCCCCGUAAACAUCCAUCACCGACGCAUCCGACCGCGACCAUGGAAGGCGACAGAAAGUACAACCCGAGUUUGAUGCGUCUGUGGAGGGUAUGGAAGACGACCAAAGAGAUGAUGAAUGAUCGGGGCUAUAUGGUGCUUGAAGAAGACAUGAACAUGUCACUUGACCAAUUCGCGCGGAAAUAUGCGCGCGAAGACGGAGAGCCAGACCGGUCGCGCCUCAACUUCUCCUGCCAGCCAUCCGAAGAAAUGCUUGCAAAGUACACCGAUGCCCCGACCAAGAAGGUCCCCAACCCCCUGCCCAACAUCGGCACUAUAUGGGUCGAGUUCAACGCCGACGAGAACGUAGGCAUGAAGCAAUUGCGCGAGUACAUGGCGCAUUUGGUCAACGGCUCCUUCCACUCGGGCAUCAUGAUCACGGUGAAGCCCAUGACAGGAAUGGCCAUUCGUCUCCUCCGCGGCGCUACGAGCCUCAGCGACGGACCCAAGGGCGGUGUCGAGGUUUUCAUCGAGCAAGACCUUCUAGUCAACAUCACAAAGCACGAGCUAGUUCCCAAGCACGUCCUUCUUAGUGACGAGGAGAAGCAGCAAUUACUCCAGCGAUACCGCCUCAAGCAGACACAGCUCCCACGAAUCCAGUCCACGGACCCGGUAGCCAAGUACCUAGGUCUGAGGAGAGGCUCGGUUGUCAAGAUUAUCCGAAAGUCAGAGACGGCAGGUCGAUACGCCAGUUACCGAUGGGUCAUAUAGCAAAAUAGACUGGGGAGCGCGAGGCGCAAGGAGAGCAAGAGACGACGAAAGAGCAUCCGGCGAGGCGUUUAGGCGAAGCAAGAAGAAUCAAGGGUUUGCUUUUGUUUUAGUCAAUAUUCUCACGUAUCCAACUCUGCAAGCAAAAAGUCCAACGUGUCAGCUAGCAGCAGCAAUAUACAAGUCAUAUCCAUUUUC
Pyrenophora tritici-repentis Pt-1C-BFP is the source of this 968-nucleotide messenger RNA. Its product is annotated as RNA-pol-Rpb5-C multi-domain protein. NCBI's taxonomy places the organism in Eukaryota, Fungi, Ascomycota, Dothideomycetes, Pleosporales, Pleosporaceae. Gene Ontology annotation, molecular function: DNA binding. Gene Ontology annotation, biological process: DNA-templated transcription. Gene Ontology annotation, cellular component: RNA polymerase II, core complex; RNA polymerase III complex; RNA polymerase I complex. The record is from RefSeq and is a predicted model, not a curated record.